GAGUAACUGUCCUCACGGCUGUUUGCAGGGAACUCACAGAAUUGCAGGCUUUCUAGUCAUGCUUUUUCGUCACAGCUCCUUCUUUCAGAAGAAUGUUGAACAAUCACAUGCAAACAGCACAUGAUAUGUUGCCACUGGGGGGAUUGGAGAAAACCUGAGCAGGCUCCAAUCUGUCAACUGAGAGAAACAAGUUUAUUGUGGUGCAAAAUGAAACUCUUACUGUUGAGAUAACACGUGUGGAUGAGUUAGAAGGGUAAUUAUUAUUCAUUUUCUUUUUUUUUUUAAUUGUCGUUUUGCACCUUAAAGUAAUUCAACCUAAUUAACUAAAUCUAUGAGUUUUGCCAUAGAAGACCUGAAAACAAUGAUUGCAUCACUUCUUUUUAUAGGUUAUAAAGUUUUAAAUAGAGAGAACAAAGGAGAAAAAGUCAUAAAAUCAAAGGACUAGGAGGCCAGAUGGGCUGUGAAUAAAGAGGAAGACAAGGCAGGCUGAAGAAGAGUUGAUCAUCGAUCUGUUACUGUAGAGGCAGAUGAAGACGAAAAGAAAAGUACGCAGUAGGGGAAAAAACAGUGCAUGAUUUGGGGCGGGCACAGAGGUGGGGCAAGUGUGGGAGAGGCAGAAGGGUGUGUGCUCACAGGAAGCACUCUUCCUCAUCUGUGCAUGCGACCAGCUUCUGUGCGUCUCCAGCAAAGAGGAUAGAAAAGUUAGAUGUGGGAGAGUUAAAUCCACAGCUUUCAGAGAAACUUUAAGAUUUUUUUCUUUUAUUUCUGUUGUUCUUUUUAUUUGGUUUGCUUUUUGCCUUGCUCCUUUAUUCACACACAAACACACACUUACACACACACACACCAGCCGUCACUCUGGUUAUUGGGAAAGGAAGACCAGUGCAGAGCAGAACUGUUACACACCUUUCGUCGCAGCUGCUCACCCUGCCGUCUCCAGCAGCUUUGUUCAAGAUGUGGACUUUUCUAUUCGGGGUCAUCUUUGGAUUACUGGCCUCCUGCAGUUUGGCUGAACUUGACGUGAGCUCUCGCUCCUGCAGCUUUGCUGGGGUUUUUCUGGCUGAAGGAAAAUCUCGCCACUCUCUAAACUUCAACGACGCUCAAAAGGUGUGUGAACAGUUGGAGAGCACCAUGGCAACCACACAGCAACUUAAGGAAGCUUAUAAUUCAACCAUGGAAACCUGCAGGUACGGUUGGAUUAACAACCAGAGCAUUGCCAUCCUCAGACAGAAUUCCCAUGAAAACUGUGCAAAAAACAUGACAGGUUUCCUCAUUAAUUCCAACGUUUCCCCUGAAGACACGUAUGAUGUUUACUGCUUUGAUGAAAAAGUGUCGAAGGAGUCUAAGAACUGCACUAAGAGAUUUCACAGAAAAGAACUCCACCAGGAUGCUCCCGUCGAGACUACACCACAGCCAGGGGAUGAGUCAGGGGAGCCACCAAUCUUUACAAAAUCACCAACAGAAGAUGGCUCUGAAAAUAAAACCUCCAAGGACAUUUUUCGGGAGGAGGCCAUGGGCGAGAAGGCUGACGACACCACACAAGAGCCAGAGGAUUCCUUUGAGUUUACUGAGGAAAUCCUCCAUGAAGAAAAUGUCACCAACAGUGUGACUGACACCUACGUUCCUGGGGAACUGGACCACACGGCUGGAUCUGGGAUGUCACCAUAUGUCACUCAGAAGGAGGACGCCUCUGCAGUGACCCCUGUUGGAGGGCCGGGAGACGCACAAGAGGAAAACAGUCACACUGAGUCCAAAGAAGAGGAACCACAGACUGAAGAAAACUCUCAGGAUAAAGGACCCGUGGAUAAGAGGCGUUCCCUGCAGCCUGAUGGCACUGACAAAAACCCAGAAAAAAGUGGAAAUUCAGACUGGCUGGUGGUUGUUGGAGUGAUCGUGGGAGUCGCAGCCAUUCUUCUGGUGUGUGUGGCCUACAUAAAAAGAAAAAGCUUGUGCAGCAGGCAGAAAACCCUCAUGAUCACAUCCAAAGAUGGCACUGAGGGUAACGGGACGGCAGCAGCGGCCGCCGCCGCCUCCACAGUGGCUUCCAGCUCUCUCAGCCAGGACAGAGACCAGGAGAUGGUGACCCUCAUGAACAAAGAGACGCUUCAGGAGAACGGUAACACGGAAGAGUUCACGGUCAUUAAGCUGGAGGAGUCGCCAGAUCAGGACAAGCAGGCGUGAGGGAGACGGGUGGAGGUGGAAGGAGCGGGCACGCUGGCAGACAAAUCAGGACUGAAGCUCUAAACUUUUAAAAUUAAUUUUGGUUGCCCACCCCUGAAUGCACUCUGAGUUAAAACCAGUCUGUUGCACCUUCAGAGUCAGCCUAACAUCUGGAGCUGAAGAUGUUGCUUCUUUUCUGGAUCAGAUCAGAAAUUUCACGUCUGAUUUUUCCAGGAAAACAAAGCAAAGUUUGGAAAACCAUAUGUAUUAUUUUUAUUAUUAUUUUGCUUUACGUAGAUGGCUACAUGGGAAAAUGAUAGUUAAUUUACGCAUUUGUUACACUUUUGUAAGUUUUUUUUAUUUUAUGAAUUUUGUUGUUAAUUUGUUCACAUCAUCUGGGAACUAAUCAGUCGUUUAUUUAAAUGUGUUUUAAGUGACUCCAAAAUCCUAAUAAUGAUGCUAAUUAAUGUGCCUUUUUGUUUGAUAGAUUUGUUAUUUAAUUCCAGAGUUUGCCUUCAGAUUGAACUUUCAAAAUAAAACCUGAAAAUAUCACAGUCACAAGUAAUGUAAUUGUAACUCGUAUUAUCUGUAUAUAUUGUUUAAAAACUUUUUUUUUUUUGUUAUAGGAAGGAAACCUUUUUUAAAUGAUUUUUUUUCUGCCCUCAUUUUAAAUAAAGUGUAAAAAUUGCUGCAUGUGUAAACCUGCUGUAGAGUUCUGAACUUUUAAAGCCAGUUCAUAUUUUAGGGGGUUUGUGGAAAUGAACAGAUGAUAUCCUGAAACUAAAAAAGAAAAUAUGGUAAAUGUGUGUCUGAUGUGCAGAAAAAGAAAAGGAUAAAUAGAUGAAGAAAUGAGCACAAAUCCUGACUGAGUGGAAACAAAAGGGUUUGUUUUGAAGUGAAGAACGGUGACUUUAAAGACUGGUUGUGUUGUCACUGUGACAGCAGUGUUUGUGUGUGUGAUGAAUUUGUGUACUUGUUCAAAUUGUGUGUACAACUUCAUGUUUAAGCAUGUUCUUACAGUAAAAAUGCUGCAUUUACUCUCUGGCUUUGAUAAAACUUACAUUGUGUGAUGUUUUUUGGCAUUCUGACAUCAUACAUCAUGUUUUUUAUUAUUAUUAUUAUUAAAGCUCAACUUUUGCUUUGCAGAAAAAACACAGAUUGUACUAGAGUAGUCAGGUUUGAAUCAUUAACAAAGAAAGGUUGCUGAAAAGAACUUGUAAAGUCAUGACAUAAAUAAAUGUGUACAAAGACG
Oryzias melastigma (Indian medaka) is the source of this 3409-nucleotide messenger RNA. RefSeq names its product CD44 molecule (Indian blood group) b (gene cd44b). Gene Ontology annotation, cellular component: macrophage migration inhibitory factor receptor complex; plasma membrane; basolateral plasma membrane. Gene Ontology annotation, molecular function: cytokine receptor activity; hyaluronic acid binding. The record is from RefSeq and is a predicted model, not a curated record. The transcript is spliced from 8 exons. Bases 952 to 2178 code for a protein of 408 amino acids. Gene Ontology annotation, biological process: cell adhesion; inflammatory response; positive regulation of ERK1 and ERK2 cascade. NCBI's taxonomy places the organism in Eukaryota, Metazoa, Chordata, Actinopteri, Beloniformes, Adrianichthyidae.